Poecile atricapillus (Black-capped chickadee) is the source of this 14793-nucleotide messenger RNA. RefSeq names its product APC regulator of WNT signaling pathway (gene APC). Lineage: Eukaryota; Metazoa; Chordata; Aves; Passeriformes; Paridae. The record is from RefSeq and is a predicted model, not a curated record. Gene Ontology annotation, cellular component: cytoplasmic microtubule; catenin complex; beta-catenin destruction complex. Gene Ontology annotation, biological process: cell migration; nervous system development; cell fate specification. The coding region runs from base 375 to 8741 and encodes 2788 amino acids. Gene Ontology annotation, molecular function: gamma-catenin binding; beta-catenin binding; microtubule binding. The transcript has 15 exons.
AAGAUGGCGGCCGUUGGGACGCCGGCUGGGGGUGGCGAGUGAGGGUCGGGGGGAAAGUGGCCCCGGUGUUGCGGCUGAGGGAAGGCGGCUGCCGGGCAGGAACAGCGGCAGGGACUGGGGAGGAGGCGGCUGCGGGUGCCUUGAAGCUCCGCGGCGGGGAUGAGGAACCGGGGAGCCGGGGCAGGGAGCCGGUGAGGAGGGAGUGGGGCUGCCCCGUAUGCGCGGCUGCCCGGAGCCCCUCACCGCCACGGGGUCGGGGCGCAGCUCGGCGGCCCGGCGGAGGCGUCGGUGGAGCCCCGGCGGCGCUGGCGGGGGCAGAGGAAGGCGGACAGGAGGUACUGAAACAGCUACAAGGAAGUAUUGAAGAUGAGGCAAUGGCAUCUUCUGGACAGAUUGACUUACUGGAACGACUUAAAGAACUGAAUUUGGAAAGCACCAGCUUCGCUGGGGUGAAGUUGAGGCCAAAGGUGUCCGUGCGUUCUUACGGGAGCCGGGAAGGGUCCGUGUCGAGCCGUUCAGGGGAGUGCAGUCCGGUCCCCAUGGGGUCAUUUCCAAGAAGAGGCUUUAUGAAUGGAAGCAGAGAAAGCACUGGUUACUUAGAAGAGCUAGAAAAAGAGAGAUCCCUGUUGCUUGCGGAGCUUGAGAAGGAAGAGAAAGAAAAGGACUGGUAUUAUGCCCAGCUUCAGAACCUGACUAAAAGGAUAGAUAGUCUCCCCCUUACUGAAAAUUUCUCCUUGCAAACAGAUAUGACCAGAAGGCAGCUGGAGUACGAGGCCAGGCAAAUCAGAGCUGCAAUGGAAGAACAGCUGGGCACUUGUCAGGAUAUGGAGAAGCGAGCACAGGCAAGGGUGGCCAGAAUUCAACAAAUAGAGAAGGACAUUCUUCGUAUACGACAGCUCCUUCAAUCACAAGCAGCUGAAGCAGAGAGAGCACCUCAAAGCAAGCAUGAGGCAGGUUCCCAUGAUACAGAGAGGCAGAAUGAAGGUCAAGUAGCAGCAGAAAUCAACGUGGCAACCAGCAGUACUGGUCAGGGUUCUGCUGCUCGAGUGGACCAUGAGACAGCCAGUGUUAUGAGCUCUAGUAGUAACUAUUCUGUUCCUCGAAGACUGACAAGUCAUCUGGGUACCAAGGUAACCGAAGAUUACAAACCACAGGUGGAAAUGGUGUAUUCAUUGUUAUCAAUGCUUGGUACUCAUGAUAAAGAUGACAUGUCAAGAACAUUGCUAGCAAUGUCUAGCUCCCAGGACAGCUGCAUAGCCAUGCGUCAGUCUGGAUGUCUUCCUCUCCUCAUCCAGCUAUUACAUGGCAACGAUAAGGACUCUGUGUUGUUAGGAAACUCCCGUGGUAGUAAAGAGGCCCGUGCCAGAGCCAGCGCAGCACUGCACAACAUCAUUCACUCCCAGCCCGAUGAUAAGCGAGGCAGACGGGAAAUCCGUGUGCUCCAUCUCUUGGAGCAGAUCCGUGCUUACUGUGAAACGUGUUGGGAAUGGCAGGAGGCACAUGAACAAGGCAUGGACCAAGACAAAAACCCAAUGCCUGCUCCAGUGGAUCAUCAGAUUUGCCCUGCAGUGUGUGUUUUGAUGAAACUUUCAUUUGAUGAAGAACACAGACAUGCAAUGAAUGAGCUUGGCGGUUUGCAGGCCAUUGCUGAACUGUUGCAAGUGGAUUGUGAAAUGUAUGGACUCACAAAUGAUCACUAUAGUGUUACCCUAAGGAGGUAUGCUGGCAUGGCUCUGACAAACCUGACUUUUGGAGAUGUAGCAAACAAGGCUACAUUAUGUUCCAUGAAGGGCUGCAUGAGAGCUCUUGUAGCCCAGCUGAAAUCUGAAAGUGAAGACUUACAGCAGGUCAUUGCAAGUGUGUUGAGGAACUUAUCCUGGCGAGCAGAUGUAAACAGUAAAAAGACUCUUAGAGAAGUUGGAAGUGUGAAAGCAUUGAUGGAAUGCGCUUUAGAAGUUAAGAAGGAAUCCACCCUGAAAAGUGUUCUGAGUGCCUUAUGGAAUUUGUCAGCACACUGCACUGGGAACAAAGCUGACAUAUGCGCUGUUGAUGGUGCUCUUGCAUUUCUGGUUGGCACACUGACAUACCGGAGCCAAACAAACACUUUAGCCAUCAUAGAAAGUGGAGGAGGAAUACUAAGAAAUGUUUCUAGCCUAAUUGCUACUAAUGAGGACCAUAGGCAAAUCUUGCGAGAGAACAGCUGCUUACAAACCUUGUUACAACACUUGAAGUCACACAGUUUGACAAUAGUUAGUAACGCAUGUGGGACCCUGUGGAAUCUCUCUGCUCGAAAUGCGAAGGAUCAGGAGGCGCUGUGGGACAUGGGAGCCGUGAGCAUGCUGAAAAACCUGAUUCAUUCAAAACAUAAAAUGAUAGCCAUGGGUAGUGCCGCAGCUCUACGGAACCUCAUGGCAAACAGGCCAGCAAAGUACAAGGAUGCCAACAUUAUGUCUCCAGGAUCAAGCCUCCCAUCCCUCCAUGUCAGAAAGCAAAAGGCACUGGAAGCAGAAUUAGAUGCUCAGCAUUUAUCAGAGACUUUUGACAACAUUGAUAACUUAAGCCCAAAAACAUCUCACCGCAAUAAGCAGAGACAUAAGCAAAAUAUAUACAGUGAGUAUGUCCUGGACGCCAGCCACCAUGACGAUGGGGUGUGCAGGUCAGAGAGCUUUAAUGCUAGCAAUAUGACUGUGCUCUCACCAUAUGUAAAUACUACAGUAUUGCCUGGCUCCUCCUCUUCCAGUAGAGGAAAUGCAGAAAAUUCUCGAUCUGAGAAAGACAGGAGUGUUGAAAGGGAUCGAACGGUAGGUUUAAACACCUAUCAUCAAGCUGCAGAGAAUACUGGGAAUUCUGCUAAGAGAAUAGGAAUGCAGAUUUCUACUGCUGCAGCUCAGAUUGCCAAAGUUAUGGAAGAAGUAACAAGCAUGCACAUUCCACAGGAAGACAGAAGUUCUGGGUCCACUUCUGAAAUACACUGUUUGACAGAAGACAGAAAUGCCCAGAGAAGAUCCUCCUCUGCCCAUACUCACUCAAAUACAUACUUUCCAAAAUCUGAGAACUCAAACAGGACAUGUCCUGUGCCUUAUACAAAAGUGGAAUACAAAAGAGCUUCAAAUGAUAGUUUAAAUAGUGUCAGCAGCAGUGAUGGCUAUGGUAAAAGAGGCCAAAUGAAACCUUCCAUUGAGUCUUACUCCGAAGAUGAUGAAAGUAAAUUCUGUAGUUAUGGCCAAUAUCCAGCUGACUUGGCACACAAGAUUCAUAGUGCAAAUCACAUGGAUGACAAUGAUGGAGAACUAGACACACCUAUUAAUUAUAGUCUUAAAUACUCAGAUGAGCAGUUAAAUUCUGGAAGGCAAAGUCCCUCUCAGAAUGAAAGAUGGGCAAGGCCUAAGCAUAUAAUAGAUGAUGAAAUGAAACAAAAUGAGCAGAGACAGUCAAGGAACCAAAAUGCAGCCUACCCUGUGUACACUGAAAGUGGAGAUGAUAAACACAUGAAAUAUCAGACACCUUUUGGACAGCAGGAGUGCGUUUCUUCCUUUAGAUCAAGAGGAUCCAGUGGCUCAGAGCAGAACAGAGUAGGCCCAACUCUUGGAAUUAAUCAGAAAGUAAAUCAGUCCUUGUGCCAGGUUGAUGAUUAUGAUGAUGAUAAGCCAACCAACUAUAGUGAACGUUAUUCUGAGGAGGAACAACAUGAAGAGGAAGACAGACCAACUAAUUACAGCAUAAAGUACAACGAAGAGGAACAUCAUGUUGAUCAGCCUAUUGACUAUAGUUUAAAAUACUCAACAGAAGUUCCAGCGCCUUCUCAGAAACCAUCUUUUACUUUUCCAAAGACUUCUUCAGUGCAACUCAGUAAAACUGACCAUAUUACCCCAAGCAGUGGGAGCACAUCAGCCCCCUCAGCUGGUUCAAAGAGGCAGAACCAGCUUCACCCAAGCUCGGCACAGAGCAGAAGUGGUCAUGCACAGAAGAACGCCUCCUCUAAGACUCCCUCUAUUAAUCAGGAAACUAUACAAACUUACUGUGUGGAAGAUACCCCAAUAUGUUUUUCAAGGUGUAGCUCUUUGUCAUCCUUGUCAUCAGCUGAAGAUGAAAUAGGACGUGAUCAAUCCACCCGUGGCACAGAUGCCAAUAACACACUGCAGAUUGCAGAACUGAAGGAGAACAAUGGGGCUCUACCUACAGAAGGUGCAGCAAGUGAAAUUGCAUCAACAGCACAACACAUCAGAACAAAAUCCACUAGACUUCAGACUUCUAGCUUGUCUCCUUCUGAUUCCUCUAGACAUAAAGCUGUUGAAUUUUCUUCAGGUGCCAAAUCUCCCUCAAAGAGUGGUGCCCAAACUCCUAAAAGCCCACCAGAACAUUAUGUGCAGGAAACACCGCUCAUGUUCAGCAGAUGUACUUCUGUAAGUUCCCUAGACAGUUUUGAAAGCCGUUCAAUUGCUAGUUCAGUUCAAAGUGAGCCUUGCAGUGGAAUAGUAAGUGGUAUUAUAAGUCCCAGUGACCUUCCAGACAGCCCUGGACAAACAAUGCCUCCAAGCAGAAGUAAAACACCACCACCUGCUCAAGGAGUUCAGGUAAAAAGAGAGGUACCUAAAGGAAAAACAACCACUACAGAGAAGAGAGAACCUGGUCCUAGACAUGCAGCUGUAAAUGCAGCUGUUCAAAGAGUUCAGGUACUGCCAGAUGCUGAUACACUAUUACAUUUUGCCACAGAAAGCACACCAGAUGGGUUUUCUUGCUCUUCUAGCCUGAGUGCUCUGAGCCUUGAUGAACCAUUUAUACAGAAAGAUGCAGAGUUAAGAAUUAUGCCUCCAGUUCAUGAGAACGAGCAUGGAAACGAAGCAGAACCUGAACAGUCGGAUGAUACAAAGGAUAACCAGGAGAAGAAAGCAGAGAAGCCAGCUGAAGCAGAAAAAGACAUUCUGGAUGAUUCUGAUGAUGAUAUUGAAAUACUGGAAGCAUGUAUUAUUUCUGCAAUGCCUACAAAGUCUUCACGUAAAACCAAAAAGCCUUCUCAAGCAUCUGCUCCAAAAAUACCUCCUUCUGUAGCCAGAAAGCCCAGCCAGUUGCCAGUUUACAAACUUUUGCCUUCACAAAGCAGACUGCAAUCACAAAAGCACGUGACUUUUACGCCAGGAGAUGAUAUGCCACGGGUAUAUUGUGUUGAGGGUACACCAAUAAAUUUUUCAACAGCCACAUCUCUGAGUGACCUGACAAUAGAAUCACCCCCAAGUGAGUUGGCCAAUGCAGACAAUGUGGGUGUGGGAGCAGAGUCAGGGGAGUUUGAAAAGCGGGACACCAUUCCUACAGAAGGCAGAAGUACUGAUGAUUCUCAGAGAGCAAAAAGCUCAGCUGUGACUCCCCUUGGCCUGGAUGACGACAAAACAGAAGAGGGUGAUAUUUUGGCUGAGUGCAUUAACUCAGCUAUGCCAAAAGGAAAAAGCCACAAGCCUUUCAGAGUGAAGAAGAUAAUGGAUCAAAUUCAACAAGCAUCUUCAUCUCCAGUUAAUAAAAACCAACCAGAAGGUGAGAAAAAGAAGCCAACAUCACCAAUAAAGCCUGUUUCUCAAAACAAUGAAUACAGAGCACGCAUGCGAAAAAGCACAGAGCCUAAAAGCAGUGCUGGUAAUGAAAGAGGUUAUCCAGAGAACAGAGAUGCAAAGAAACAGAACCUUAAAAAUAAUUCAAGAGAUUUUCAUGACAAAUUGCCAAAUAACGAAGAACGUGUAAGAGGAAGCUUUGCAUUUGAUUCCCCUCAUCAUUACACACCUAUUGAGGGAACUCCUUACUGUUUUUCACGGAAUGAUUCCCUGAGUUCUUUAGAUUUUGAUGAUGAUGAUGUUGACCUUUCAAGGGAGAAGGCAGAAUUAAGAAAAGGAAAAGAAGGAAAGGAAACAGAAAGUAAAGAGUGCUCUAAUGCAGAAGAGUCUUCAAAUCAGCAACCAAGUAAGAGGACACAAGUUUGUCAAAAACACGCAGCAGGCAGAAGCCAGACAAAAACUUUCUCUCAGUCAACUAAAGAUAUUCCAGACAGAGGAGCAGCUACAGAUGAGAAAAUGCAAAAUUUUGCUAUUGAAAACACACCUGUUUGUUUUUCUCGCAAUUCGUCUCUUAGCUCCCUCAGUGAUAUUGAUCAAGAAAACAAUAACAACAAAGAAGGGGAACCUGCAAAAUGUCCCGAGGCUCCUGAGCCACAGGUGGAAUCCAACAGACCACAGACUUCAGGUUAUGCACCUAAAUCAUUUCAUGUUGAAGAUACUCCUGUGUGCUUCUCUAGAAAUAGCUCUCUGAGUUCUCUUAGCAUUGACUCAGAAGAUGAUCUUCUGCAGGAAUGUAUUAGUUCCGCUAUGCCUAAAAAGAAAAAGCCCUCAAGAAUGAAGAGUGAUGGUGAAAAAAAUAAUUCCAGGAACACAGGUGGUAUACUAGCAGAAGAUUUAACACUGGAUUUGAGAGAGAUACAGAGGCCAGAUUCAGAACAUGGUUUUUCACCUGAUUCGGAGAACUUUGACUGGAAAGCUAUACAAGAAGGUGCAAAUUCUAUAGUUAGUAGCUUGCAUCAAGCUGCAGCUGCUGCAUCACUGUCUAGACAAGCUUCAUCAGACUCUGACUCUAUCCUUUCAUUAAAAUCUGGUAUAUCUCUAGGGUCACCAUUUCAUCUUACCCCAGACCAAGAAGAAAAACCUUUCACUAGUAAUAAAGGUCCAAGAAUUAUUAAGCCAGGAGAGAAGAGUACACUGGAGUCUAAAAAAGUAGAACAAGAAAGUAGGGGAAUCAAAGGAGGGAAGAAAGUGUAUAAAAGUAUGAUCACAGGAAAAGCACGCUCCAAUUCAGAAGUUUCAAGUUUGAAGCAACCACAACAGACAAGUGUGCCUUCAAUUUCACGUGGUAGAACAAUGAUACAUAUUCCAGGAGUUCGAAACAGUUCUUCAAGUACUAGUCCUGUUUCCAAAAAAGGACCCCCACUCAAAAACAUGAACUCUAAGAGUCCUAGUGAAGGCCAAAGUUUGACUAGUUCUCCAAGAGGAGCCAAAUCAUCAGUGAAACCUGAGCCAGCUCCUGUGACUAGGCAACCAUCAGGGUUGAACCAGAGUGCAUCAAGUAAAGGACCUUCUAGAUCAGGAUCUAGAGACUCCACUCCUUCUAGACCUCAACAGCAGCCAUUAAGUAGGCCUUUGCAAUCUCCUGGACGAAACUCCAUUUCCCCAGGAAGAAAUGGUAUCAGUCCUCCCAACAAACUAUCACAGUUGCCAAGAACAUCAUCUCCUAGCACAGCUUCAACUAAAUCCUCAAGUUCAGGUAGAAUGUCAUACACACCACCGGGCAGGCAGAUGAGCCAGCAAAACCUUACAAAGCAAACUGCCUUACCUAAGAGUACCAGUAGCAUUCCACGGAGUGAAUCUGCUUCAAAGGGGUUAAACCAAACUCUCAGCACUGGUGGAUCCAACAAAAAGACUGACCUAUCCAGAAUGUCAUCCACAAAGUCUAGUGGAAGUGAAUCUGACAGAUCUGAGAGACCUGUUCUCGUUCGUCAGUCAACUUUUAUUAAAGAGGCUCCAAGCCCUACUCUAAGACGGAAAUUAGAAGAGUCAGCUUCAUUUGAAUCUCUGUCACCAUCCAGGCCAGAUUCUCCCACAAGAUCCCAACUGCAGACCCCAGUUUUAAGUCCUUCUCUUCCUGAUAUGUCUUUAUCUACUCAUUCACCUGCCCAGAGUAGUGCUUGGCGAAAAUUAGCCCCUAAUCAGAGCCCUACUAUAGAAUAUGAUGGGAGACCAGCAAAGCGUCAUGACAUAGCUCGUUCCCAUUCUGAGAGUCCAUCUAGGCUGCUGAUUAAUAGAUCAGGAACAUGGAAGCGCGAGCACAGUAAGCAUUCCUCAUCACUUCCUCGUGUAAGCACUUGGCGAAGAACUGGAAGUUCCUCCUCCAUUCUGUCAGCUUCUUCAGAAUCCAGUGAAAAGGCAAAAAGUGAAGAUGAAAAGCAGCAUGGAGGUUCCCUUCCUGGACACAAGCAAACUAAAGAAAGCCAAGCACCAGCAAAAGGUACUUGGAGAAAAAUAAAAGAAAAUGAAAUUCCUCAGAUAAUGAAUGAUCCUCAGCAUUCUUCUUCGGGUGCCACAAAUGGCUCUGAUUCCAAAACCCUCAUCUAUCAGAUGGCUCCAGCUGUCUCUAAGACAGAGGAUGUGUGGGUAAGGAUAGAGGACUGCCCAAUUAACAACCCUCGAUCUGGAAGGUCCCCAACUGGAAAUACUCCCCCUGUUAUUGACAGUGUUUCAGAGAAAGGGGGUAUGAAUGGUAAAGAUCCUAAAGAGAUUCAAGAAAAGCAAACCCCAGGGAAUGGAGGUGUUCCUGUUCGUACCACUGGCUUAGAAAACCGUCUGAACUCUUUCUUUCAGAUAGACAGUCCAGACAAGAAAGGCACUGAAACAAAGCCUCUGCAGAAUAAUCCCGUCCCUGGACCAGAAAUUAACGAAAGUACUGUAAGUGAGCGUACUCCAUUCAGUUCCAGUAGCUCAAGCAAGCACAGCUCCCCCAUCGGUGCUGUGGCAGCAAGGGUGACUCCUUUCAACUACAACCCGAGCCGCAGGAAGAGCAGUGUGGACAAUAGUUCUGCACGGCCCUCACAGAUCCCAACCCCAGUGAAUAACAGCACCAAGAAACGCGACACCAAGUCUGAAAACACUGACUCCAGUGGAACACAAAGCCCUAAACGUCACUCUGGCUCUUACCUGGUAACUUCUGUUUAAGUGCAACAAAAAAAAAAAAACCACAAAAAAAACAAAACCACAAAAAACUGAUGUAUUAUAUACAGCAGCUACUUAGAAACUUUGUUUCAAACGAAACAAAAAAAAGGGGAUUGAUUUGUUUGUUUGUUUGUUUGUUUUUAUUUGUUGUAAAUAGCUUUGAUUCUUGUUAGAUUGUCCUUGUUCUGGAAGCCAUAUUUGAUAGUAUACUUCGUCUCCACUAGUGAUAUUUUGCAGGAACACCUGAUUGACAGUUUGGAAUAAAGUUGCUAACACGAGUGUAUUUGUACAGUAUGUUUAACAUGUAUUCCCAUGUUUAACACGCAUCCCAUCCCAUUAUCCUUUGAAUAUUGCUUGUCAUUGAAAUCAUGGAAUAGCACAGAUAGAAAUGAUGCAGUCAUAUUGCUAUACCAAUAAUUUCUAGAUUACAGACCAACUAAACUACAUCAGGGAAGAAUUGGUAUUAUUUAUGCAAAAAAAUAUACUCAUGUUUAGUAUUUGUGAGUUCAUCUAACCCAAUAAUUAAUCAUGUGGCUGUGAAAUUCACAGUAAUAUGGUUUCCGCUGAACAAGCUUUCCUAGCCUGCUUUUCUGCAUGAAUGGAACUGAUGGUUCAUUUUAUGAAGUAAUGAUUAACAUUUCUGUGGUCACAUAAUGUGCAUAGAUAGUUACAGUGUAACAAUUUACACUUUCUUUGUGCUCUGAAAAAGAAAAAAACAAAACAAAAAAAAACCCACCUGUGUAACUGUAAAAGUUUGAACAAAAUUAUUUUACCUGAAUUAAAUUUUAUCUUAAAGUAGGUAGAAUUUUUUUGCUAUGCUGUAACUUGUUGUAUAUUCUGGUAUUUGAGGUGAGAUGGCUGCUCUUUUAUUAAUGAGACGUGGGUGAUGCCUCAACAGAGACUAAAAUGAACAUUUCAGAAUAAAUUAUUACUAUAUGUAAGUUGUGUGUGUUACUUCUGUAUUACAUAAAAAGACAGGAUUUUAAUUUGAAAUGUCACCAUAUAAUGUGGUUGUAUGCACUUAAGGCCUGAUUUGGGAUAAUCCUGCACCUCCAGUAUAGUUUCUUCCUUAUCACUGGCAAAUGGCUGUUGUAGGAUACUUUUAACAUUUGCAGGAUCAGGCCCCAGGUCUUCUGUAAUAUAUUUUGUAAUUGAGACAGUUUCACACAUCUCAGGUGCAUAACAAGGCUAAAGGCAGGGUAUUUCCAGUAGCCAUGCAGUAUAAUUGUUCUCAUGACUGCAAGCCUGAAAUAAUAAUGUAUACAAAUAAUACAAAUAAUUGUAUACAAAUAAUAUUGUAUACAAAUUGUAAAACAAAUGUUUUGAUUGGGGAUAUAAUGUAGAAUGUGAAAUAGUGACUAUAAGAUGAAAUUUUGCUUCUAUUUGCGCUCUAUGUGCUUUUUUUAAAUUUAUUUUUUAAAAAAUUAUGAAGGGAAAAAUAUCAUAAAAAUCCAAUGGCAGCAAGAAAUUUGUUACCAUAGAAGAAAAAGGAUUUUAUGCAAAACAUGACAUUUGCUGCCUCGAGCCUUUCUGAUGCAGAUAUAGCUUGUGCUAGAACAAUGCUGAAAGAAAACAGAUUUUUGCUUUAAAAAUAUAAAUAUAGUCUGAAUUUAGAUGAGGGUUACUUCAAAGUAGAAACAUGAGAACAGAACAUUAACCAUUCUGUGCAUGUUUGAACAAACCAUGAAAUGAAAUGAAAUGGUAUGUCAGUUUAAUCUCAACUGGACUGUUCUACAGGUAACUUUCUAAAUAACUGAUAUGUCAGAAUGCCCUGAUUUCAGGAAGCCCUGAAAUAGAGCAAUUUACCUUUAUGGUAGCUUUAACACAGUUGCGGAGUUUAUCACUUCUGUGGCUUUUGUACUUCUGAUACUGAAAUUAAUUGAAUUCAUUAUAAAUCAUGCACUGAUUUAGAAACACAAUCAAGACACUAUCAGCAGACAGAAGUCAAUUUAUACUAAAGCCAGUACCAAAAAUACCUGUUUGGCAGAAGUGGUAUCUUACUUGCUCUUUUGUUCUUUGCUUCCUGUCAGAUUUACUUAGAGAUAUGCCAUGUUCCUGUAUCACCUCGUGAACCUGCUAAAAAGCAGCAUCCCUCUUGUUAGCAUUUGAAAUAUUUUGCAUACCGUAUCUUCAUUAAACUUCUAAUAUGAAUGAAUCUUAGUGUCCUUUUAAAGAUUAGAUAGAAACAGAUUAUGUCACGUGUUUAAAGUCAGGGCUUCCUGCUGGAGUAGAAUAUGGAACUCCAUCCUUGAGUUUCAAAUGAAAGACCACUUUUGUUGUAAAUGUUUUGAUUUUUUGAUUUUUUUAUCAUUAUUUUGUGCUGGGCUUUCAACAACUAAUACAGAAAUAUAUGACAUAAUCCAGAAUAGUUGUUUAACACCGGCAUUACAUAUUUGUCAUGUCAAUUUAAGAGUUAAAGGUAAACUCAGUCUCAGAAAAGAAAUUCUGGUUUACUGAAUUCUGUUCAGUUACUAAACUGAAUUCUGUUCAGUUCUGUUACUGAAAAAUGACUGAAAUAAGUUUUUUUAAUCAAAAGAUAACGUGAAACUAUAAAUAACUGUAUGCGUAUCAAACACCAGAAUGUCUUUGAAAAUUAGAGUGGCUUCUUGAUAUAGACUUGGGGAUACUUCAUGAUCAUUAUAAUUGGAAAGUUUCUCUUACUAUCCACUUGAGUAAACCUAUAUUUGUAGCAAAGACAGGCUAGAGAAACUUUCCAACUAUAAGAGUAGUGAUACACUAAAAUAUGCUUCCCAUGGGAGUUGUUAAAUUUCCAUUAUAGAAGUUUUAAGAAGAGGUUUAUGAAACAUCUCAUAGGGAUGGACUGUAGUAUAUUUCGUAUUGCCUGUGUGCAGAGAUGGGUGAUCUUUUGAAAUCUCUUCCAGAUCUACAUUUCUCUGAUUCUUUAUCUAAAAUACUUAGUAUCCACUAAGAGCCUUUUAGAAUAUUUAAAGACAUCCAUGAUGUUUGAUUUAUGAUGGGGAUAUAAAGUUAUAUUCUAUAAGCUUAACUAAAAAACAGAUCCCAGAAAUAUAAAAUCAAAGACAUGAAAAAUGGUUGCAAUAAGUAUAUUUGGUCUUGGAUUUUGUUAAUGAUGUCAGAGUCACAAUAGUCAGAUUUUAUUUAUGCUACUUGUUCCUUGGUUCCGUUUGUAUGAAGUUGCCACAGCAGGUAAGAGGACAUUUAUGUCAAGGCGAAACAAAGAAUAGCAAGGAGCUAAGGAAACCAAGACUCAAUUUACUGUUCUUCUGGGAUGCACUGCCCUUCUUUCUUCCAAUUUUGGUAGAAUUUUUUUUGUGACUUUUAUUUGUGACUCAGACCUUUAUCUGUCAUUGAACUAGCUUAUCAUAUCUAGUGCAUACCAAACUUAUACUUAAAAAUCAGUUUCUACUGAAAAAUAACUCAUAAAGCUCAUUUCAGACUGUCUUCUAGCUUUGUCCUCUUGAUGUGAGAAUCAGAGAUCUGACCUCCUCACAAUUUGUAUUUGUAUUAGUUCACUCUUUAAAAUGUGCUUCCAUUUUAGUUUCUUGCAGUGUGCCACUCACUGGCACACUAGUAAGGUUACUGCUCAAUUUCUUUGUAAGCUCUUCUGACUAAAUAUUGCAAUCUUUAAAAGGGAACUAAUGUAUUUCUAUUUUCAUGUGCAGUUCUCUAUCAAGAGUAUUUUCCCCAGAAAGAUAAAAGGCAAUGCACACAGCUCUGUCAGAUAUGACAGCUUAAAAAUGGAAAGCCUUGCCACAGUUUCCUAAUGAGACUGGAAUACUGUUUCAAGCAGGACUUGGCUGCAGAAUACAAGUAUGAUUUAUGCUAUAAAUGUCAGCAGCAGUAUUUUGAACAUAGACUAGUACUUCUGAUGGUUUGGGGAAGUCAGCUGCACUGUCAUUGGUAAAGGAGGAGGGAUAGAAAAAGGGCAGUUUCAGAGAGAGUCAUGUUGUCCUAGGGAUGUACUUUCCUUUUUUCCUCAGUGAAUUACAUAAACUGCACCAGAGAGAAAACAGCUUGUGCACAAAUUAAUGAGGCAUUUCUUUGAAAAAUAACUGUGUUAGCUUCAUCUUUCUUCUUAAAGAUAACAGUCUAUACUAUUCUAGAACUGAAGAAAGGGCAUGUCCUGUUCAAAGAAGUUUUCUUCUCCAUUCCAUGCUCCUGGCUGUUAAUCCUGGCUCUUACGUGACCUUUCAGUCGACUUGCCCACCUUUUACCUGCUCCCCUGAUGGGGGUAGUAGUAUUAGUACUGCACGAAUUUGCUCGGUGCAUAGUUGGACAAGUGCCACCUGAGCCAGCAAAAAAGAAAACAGAACAGCUAGGACUGGUUGAAAGAGGUUGGGAUAGUUUCUGUUAUUGGAGGUCAUUGGAUCGAGCUGUUACAGGCAAUUUUAUGCCUAUAUGCCGUGUUUCAGACUCACUUAUUUUGACACUGCAAAAGCAAAUUAAAAUGGGAUUUUUAUUUUUUUAUUAACUGAAUUUUUGUGUAAUGCCCUCUAGUGCUUUGCAUUUAAAUACCUUAUGUUUGAGUAAAUCCUUAAUCCUGGAAAUUCUGACAACUAACUUCAGAAGUAUUACACCAGUAUAUGGAUGUGAAAAUAAUCAAAAAUACAACCACCCCCCCCCCCCCCCAAAAAAAAAAGUCUACCAUAUGUAAACUUCUGGGAGACAGUUUUUAGAUUUGCAAUAUUAAACUCAGUGCAGUAAAUCCUUCCAGUAAAAAGACUUAUUGCAACUAUUUCUUUCCUAGAAGAGGCUUGAAGAGGGAGAUAACAUCUCCCUUUCUUAAUGAGGUUAGUAUUGUAGCGAUGAUCUGGAAAAUGUCCCAGAUGUCUUUCCCAUCUAGUUUUCAUUAAAUAAUGUGAACAGCCAUAAGAGCAUCACUAAAAAUCAUCUAGACUUCACCUAAACAUAACUUCUUACAUCUACUGUAAUGCCUUGCAAGGUUGGAUCCACCUGUGCGACAGCUUUGUUCUUGAUGAGAUGUGUGAUUUGGAUGAAGCUGUGAAUCAGAAGUGUCAGUUAAUGUAAAGCAUGACUUUCUCCACAUGUUUAAAAAACUCCGAGGACUUUCUUAAUACCAAAUUACCCAAGUGUAUUCACUCUCUGGUUCCACAGCCAUCUCCUUUGCACUUUGACAUUUAACCAGAAGAGAUGCCCAUUUUCAGUUUCAUUUCAGAUCACAUGUAGAAGUAAGAUUCCUGCAUCAUAGUUUCCUAUAUGCAAAAUAACAGUUUGUAUCUGUAAAUGUGUUUAUAGAGAAUGUUACGUAGCUAAGGUUGAGUUUUUAGUCAGAAUGGUAAGUUAACUGCUAUGUGUUGUGUUUGGUUACAUAUUGGAAGUGCAAGGGAAUUUGGUGUGGUGCAGAAGAGCUUUAAGAGUUCACAACAUAAUUAAUGCAGGUGUCAAUUAACUUGUGAUGCCAAGAUGAAUUUUCUGCUGUCAAGUUUCAGUUUACCAGAUGUGCUGUUUACUUACUCUAAGAUUGGGGAACGCCUCCCUAGCAUAGUUUUGCAAAUUACCUUUCUUAGGAAAUUUCCACACAGUUACAGGCUUAUGUAUUAGUGCAUUUCUGUGACUUCAAGAUUUAAAGAAAUUAUUCCAAUUUUGCUGUUUGUGAAAACAUCCUUUGCUUGAGUGGCUGUAGAAUUGAAAUUACGAUUUCAGGAAGAUAAAGAGGGAGCUGGUUCACUCAAUAAAAAGCACUUCUAUUGAGAGCUCAAGACAUACAUACAAACAGUAUAUCUAAUGCCAUCCUUUCUGGUGGGAUCUAACAUGAAUAAAGCUUGUGCUGGUUCUCUGCAAGUAAACUGUCAUCCUGUGAGACAAGAUGAAUUUGCCCACCUGUAAAUGUUGUUUCUCUUGAACAAACUCAGCCCACGAUUAUCUUUCCUUCAAUUUUGUUGUUUGCUUCUGCCUGAGAUGCAUUACUGUUUAUAUCCUAACUCUGUAAUUAAUUAUUUCUUCAGUUAUUCUAAUGUAUUUUGUUUCACAGUACACUUAUUCUGAAUUUAGUCUUGCUAUGCAUAAUUUAUUUAUUACUUGCAGUGUUACAUAAAAUUUCCUCCUGAUUGCA